AGCGCCAGUCUCGCCUACAUGACGCCGCCACACACUCUCACACAGCUGAUGUCAGGCGCUACUGCAACUGCUGCUGUUCAGGCAACAAAGCAAAGAAGCUGGACAUUGUCUUGCGGGAUAGAGCAAAUGCAAGAAGAGAGGAGAAGAUUGAAAACAUAAAGGAAAAAAGAAGGGAAGACUGAACUGAAGUUUCAAAAUAAUCGAGAGGAAGACAUGAAGCUGUGGAUAAAAUGAUGGGUACAGACUCAAAAAAAACUUGCACACAGGAAUAUGCGUUGAUCACUGGCCUUGUUACUAACAAACCUUGAAUGGACAAGAGUGCAGCUGGAGGUCAAUCACAGAGUGUUGCUACAAAGAAAAUUGAAUCUAGACUCAUUAGAAGAAAGCUGAUGCAGAGUGGCGGCCAGUUUGGCUGAAAAAAAAAAAAAAAUUCUCCAAGGACCAUUUUUGUUAUACUCAACAGAUUCCUGUUUUCCAGCAGGGUGAGAAACAAUAUUGUUAUCUACAGCCACCUCAGCUGGACUGCACUAGACACUGCAAGACUAAAACCACUCCAACCUUCUUUUGGCUGCUGUCACUGUUGAGAUGAUCCAUAACACCCUGAAGUCCACCCAGCCAUCGGAGCACAGCCCCAGGAGCACACACUCAGCCGCACAAAGGAAGCUGUGGAGAUACUCGGGCUGCAGAGGAGCUGGCCAGGUGGAGAGUCACCGUCGCAGUGUGUGUGUGCUGGCUGCAGACUUGAACGCUGGAGAAGGAGGAAGAGGAGGAGGUGGCGGUGUGAUGCACACUAUCCACGGGCUGUGCCACCUGUGCAUCGGAUGUAGGCUGCCACAGGUGACCAUCCUUCGAGGAAAGGAUGGAUAUGGCUUCACCAUCUGCUCGGAUUCCCCUGUGAGGGUACAGGCUGUUGAUCCAGGGGGUCCAGCAGAUCAGGCAGGUCUGCAGCAGUUGGACACGCUCCUGCAGCUAAAUGGUCAGCCAGUGGAGCAGUGGAAAUGUGUGGAUUUAGCCCAUGCUAUCAGAAACAGCGCCAAUGAAAUCACAGUGGUGGUGUGGCGCACCGGUCCCUCAGCUAAGCCUAAUUUCGAGGGCCUCAUUCACCGUCCCUCCUACAAGCCCUCCACCUCAAACUAUGACGCUCCCUCACCCCCUACCCGUAGGCGUGCACCAGAUGUUGGCACCAGCAAAACCCCCCCAGCUGUACCGCCUCUCCCAGCCCACCACCGCGCCACUGCCGCCCGCAGGCUGCUGGUCAACGGCUCCGAAGCUGGAAAUAGCAGUGGCUUGGGCAUGGGAACCCUGGCGUGGGGGGCCCAGGGAGGGUCAGCCGAGGAGCUGGAUGGGAAACCGCGACACCUGCACCACCCUCACACUGCCACACUGAAGGGUACCAGAGUGAAGGCAUCUAACGGGGACAACUACAUCAUCCUGGCGCCCAUAAACCCUGGAAGCCAGAUCUUGAGGCCUGUUUACCAAGACAACCAGGGAACAUUAGCUGCCAGAUUAUACCCCACACGGCAGGCCUCUGGUCCACCACCCCUUGAUGGUGGUAGUGGUGGUGGUGGUGGGGGUGGGGGUGCUUUUUCUGGAGGUGUGAGUGGGGGCGGCGGAGGAGGAGGUGGUGGGGGUCUUUCUAGCCGCACCGGCUUCCUACGACGGUCCAACAACUCCAAGAUGACAAAGACCUCAUCCACCUCCACUAAUGCUGGCAAGCCCAUCUACCAGCAGCAGAACGCCAACUUUGCCAAUUAUCAGAACUGUACCAUCGUCCGCUCACAUACUCCACAUGGCAAUUAUGGAUAUGUCAAAGUGGCACCCAAGAUCCUUAUCUUCCCCAUCUUUGUUCAGCCUCUUGACCUGUGCAGCCGAACGCUCAUCAUAUCUGAGGAGAUGAUACUACAUGAGAGCAAGCACCACUCUCUCAAGGUUACAGUGUUUGUCUACAAUGAUCUAAUGCUGGUGACAAGGGAAGAUGAGCCAGGAAGGUGUAACGUCCUUCAGAGUCCCCUGUACCUCAGACAGCUCCGGCUCCAGGACGAUUAUGCUGAAGAACUGAGAUUCUACCUUAUUCACAUGACCGAGAAGUGUGACUGCCUGCUCAGCCUGGAAGCCUAUUCAGCAGACCAGAAGCGCCGCGUGUGUCAGUGCCUGAAGGACAACAUUGACAAGCAGCUCCAGCUUCACCGGAGGGAGCCACUCGUUCCGCAUUUCGAACAGAUGUCGGAGCCUAAGGUGGAUGCCCCUUCAUGUGAGCUGGGCGGAGUAGGAGGAGAUCGAGGAGGUGUGUGCCUCCACCUGCCCCCCCGCAGCUCAGAAGGUGAGGAAAGCAGUCUGUAUCCUUCGAGCCCCUCUGAGCCCCCAACCCUGGGUAGUCCUCACCCCUCAGAGCCGCUGACCCCUUUGGAUGAGGUCUACAUGCCCCUUGGCGGUCUGAUGGGAUCUGAGGAGCGGCAUAAGGUACCUCCCACACCACCUCCGUCCACAGAGGGUGAGGAUUGCAAGAGUAUGGAGGGAAAUGAGAUGGAGAUCUGGAGAGGGGCGAAGGAUGGGGACGGGAGAGAGGAGGAGGAGGAGGAGGAGGAAGAUGGGGCCAGCAGAAAGAGUACUGUAAGUGAGGGGGAAGAGAAAGAAGAAGGAAGAGAGGAGGAGGGAGAAAUGAAUGAAGAGGACAUCAACCUAAACCUGGUGGUAUCAAACACAGAUGAGGACAAUGCCUCGGAGCCGCCUGACACCAACGCUCCACCCUCGUCCUCCUCAUCUUCAUUUGUCAUCCCUGAGCUGCGCCUUGAUCGCUCCUUUAGUGCCGAUGCCCUCUCCUCACCCAACACUGAUGAAGAAGAGUAUGAUGAAGAUGAAGAUGAGGAGUCUGAAGAGGAGGAUGAGGAAGACGAUAGUGAUGAUGCCUACCUGCAACGUAGUGACAGCAAGCGCCGCAGCAUGGUGGAGGGUGCCACCUGUGAGAAACAUGGAGGAGGGGGGCUCAGCGUGCAGAAUUCCCUCCGCCGACGCACCCACAGUGAAGGGAGCCUCCUGCAGGAUGCCCGCACGCCUUGUUUCACCUCCGACAAUGCCAUCAACUGCCUAGAGGCUGGGGGCGGGCACCACAAGGGCGGCUGGACACUCCCAUCCCCCAAAACCCUGAAGAAAGAGCUGACGAAGAAUGGAGGCUCCAUGCAUCAGCUGUGUAUGCUGUUCUCUGGGAGGAAGCUGAGCUCCGGAUCCCCCUGUAGCUGCGAGGUCGGCCCUGAAGGGACAAAGAAAAAGAAAUCCAAGAACCUGGCCAAAGACAUGAAGAAUCGGCUGGCUUUCCUGCGGAGGAGGAAUGAAUCCCCAGGAAGUAACCCAGCCAGCAAGUUAGACAAAUCCAUGAAGUCAGUCAAGCCCACCCCGGAGGAAGCACUGAAAUGGGGGGACUCACUUGACAAGCUGCUGGCUCACAAAUAUGGUCUGGCUGCGUUCAGAGCCUUCCUGCGCACAGAGUUCAGCGAAGAGAAUCUGGAAUUCUGGCUAGCAUGUGAGGAAUACAAGAAGAUCAAGUCGCAGUCCAAGAUGGCCUCAAAAGCCAAGAAAAUCUUUGCAGAAUACAUCGCCAUCCAGUCUUGUAAAGAGGUAAAUCUGGAUUCGUACACCAGAGAUCACACUAAGGACAACCUGCAGAAUGUGACACGCUCCUGCUUUGACCUAGCACAGAGGCGGAUAUACGGGCUGAUGGAAAAGGACUCAUAUCCCCGCUUCCUCCGCUCAGAACUCUACUUGGACUUAAUCAACCAAAAAAAGCCCAGCUCCACCUCGACUUCGUCUUCAUCAUAAGAGAGCAGAAAACGAUAGAACGGAGGAGAAGAGAACGAUGAUGACGAGAGAAGAAAAAGGGGGCAGACUUGAAAAACGUACAGUGGGUGGGCGGGAUGUGAGGUUCUUUGUUUGCCUUUUUUAAUUUUUCUUUCUGUGUCUGUCAUCCUGUUUUUUUCCUGACUUUUUUUUUGGUUUUGUUUUCACGGUGUGAGAGGACACGGCAAAGCUAUGGCACUGCAAAGGAAUGUAGUUUACACAGUUACCAGGUGGAUGGAUGAAUGGAUGGACAGAUGAAUGGAUGAAUGGAUGUUACUAAAAAAAAUACAGAAGCCCACAGGUGAGGGCUGAAGCAGGAGCUGGACGCUUGUCUGAUCACUGUUGCUUUUUCUUUUUUGUCUUUUUUUUUUAAUCUCAGUGUUGUGUAAGAAAAAUAUGACAUUUGUGUUUUUAAGUUUCUGUCCAGUUGUACUGGAGAAAAGGAGGGGUUACUCAAAAAAAACAAAACAAAAACAAACCCUGCAGACAUGAAGACAGUCCGGUACUGUUUUGUCACUUUUUUCCUUUAUUUCCUUUUGAAACUCCCACUUUAAAUCCCCUCCUUUCCUCCACCACGUCCUCUGUGAAGCCACUUCAAAAGCUGUUGGUACGACACAAAGUCCUUUUUCUUCACGUUUUUUUCAUCAGGCUCUAAAGUGUGUGAUGGAGAGAAAAAAAACCAGGAUGAUGUCUGAAUGAAAGCUAGCGUUGUGGCUGUUUCACAUCCAUCUCUGUUAAACUCUACAUCCUCUCAAAGCUUCUAUAAACAACUUUCAACUUAUUCAGUUCAUCCCAAGACUGGAAAGAUACUGUGAGCGUUCAACAGGGCCAAAGGCGGAGACAGGGACGGGCAAAGAACACAAAUGUAUAAAUACCGGAUGGACUGAAGCUGUGAAGAAACACAGAUGUGUGUCACUCUCACAUUAAAAGACAUUCAAAAUCACAUUCGAAGCCAGAAAAAAAAAGAAAAAGACGACUUGCUUCCUUCCUCUCUCCAAAGACUGUUUACAACAAGGAACGAAAACUCAAGACAAUAUGUUCGGUGCAGCCAAACGACAUUUCCUUCAACAUUGUAGCUCAUUCUGGACUAAUCGUGGAAGCAUUCUCAGGACAUUGCUAUGACAGGUUCCGGUUUGGUUUAUCUUCUCAGCUGUUUCUACUCUUCGACAUGUUUUGCUUUAGGGUUCCAACCUGCACUCCCUAGUUCUACUGAGCAAUACACAGGUUGCUCGUGUCAUAGUUGGAGGAAAAAAAAAACUGCUUCAACGUUGUACAAAGGUUUGCCUAUUUAUUUAGAUUAACUUGCUGGAUGCUUCUACAGACACUCU
Messenger RNA from Toxotes jaculatrix (banded archerfish), 5159 nucleotides. It is a transcript of the gene rgs3a, whose product is annotated as regulator of G protein signaling 3a. Gene Ontology annotation, cellular component: plasma membrane; nucleus. The transcript has 16 exons. The record is from RefSeq and is a predicted model, not a curated record. Gene Ontology annotation, biological process: signal transduction. Lineage: Eukaryota; Metazoa; Chordata; Actinopteri; Toxotidae. Gene Ontology annotation, molecular function: protein binding. Bases 586 to 3813 code for a protein of 1075 amino acids.